CUGAGCUGCUCGGCUUGUCUUCUCCACCGCUCUCCCACUAGUGAGUCUAUGAGCUCCACUUCAGCACUUUACAUGACUGGAAAAAAUAAGGUAGACACGAAUUUAGCCGCUUUUGACGUAGUAGACAGAUUUUUGCUGACGGUUUGACGUAGUUUCUUUUUUCGAGGAAGGAGACGGACCUGAUAUGCUGCAUUUUUCUCUAGGAAACGUUAGAAAUAUUUGAUGUGAGCGCUUAGCUAACAAGCUAACUGGAACUGUUUUCAGAAACAAGCUAGUUAGUUAGCUUGCUAACAAGCUAGCGAGCCCUUUUUUUUUGUGGUGAUGUAACUGGCUAUAGAGGCAGUAAAGGACCAAACCGGACCAGAAUCUCAUGUGGGACAUGAAUGGUUCAGAGCUCCGCCAAGAGCUUGGAUUGCAGCCUUAGCGGAGCCUUUAGACUGGAUUUGAGAGACAAUAGUCAGCUGGCUAGGCAACAAGUCUAGCCCUCUCUGCUCCUCCAACUCAAGUGUGUACUCUUAUGGCUUGUUGUUUGUUUAUAUCCGGAUUUGGUAGGAACAAUUGAGGCAAAAACUACCCCUCUGGAUCUAAAAAGGUGGUGUUACGCCAAGAAAGUGUAGUGCGACUUGUGAUGCCGAGAUCUGAGUCCGCCCGGUAGUUUGGGAAAGCUGUUGUUAGUUUCUCAGCAUCAUUUCAACUGACGAGGAGGCGAGGUGGAUGGACAUUAAAAAUCGCCCACAUGCGUUGGAUCAGCUCCCGGACUUGUGAAAGGCAUCUGAAGCAGAAGGAGGGAGACUUGCAGCCCGGGGGAAGAUGGCGGAGCGCUCCCACAGGAGGUGGUGAGACCCAAACUUCACAACUUGUCGGAUUCAUAGACGCGCACCUUACUUCUGACCGCUGGACACAUGCAGGCCAAAAAACGAUACUUAAUUCUGUUCUCCACCGGCGCCUGUCUCGUUCUGCUGUUUUGUUUCGGGGGGAUCCAGGUCCCGCUGUCCAGACGGGGUCCCAGCCGGCGCGAUGACCGCAGCCUGGCCGGCUUUCACCCCGGGGCGCGGUGGCGUCGCUUUCAGGGAUACUUGCAAUCUUUCAGCACCUUGGAAAAGGAUCGGAACGAGGAUCUCAAUGAACAUAUGUCUCCUAGACAAAAGAGGGACGCCAACUCAUUCCUGUACACUGGAAAACGAUGCAGAAUGGAGUCCUGUUUUGACUUCUCUCUGUGUGAGAGGAAUGGCUUUAAGGUUUAUGUUUAUCCGCAGCAGAAAGGAGAAAAGAUCUCUGAGAGCUAUCAGAACAUUUUGACCUCCAUAGAGGGCUCCAGGUUUUACACACCAGACCCAGGACAGGCCUGUCUCUUUGUCCUGAGUUUGGACACACUUGAUCGGGACCAGCUUUCACCUCAAUAUGUGCACAACCUAAAGGCUAAAAUCCAAAGCCUUCCUCUGUGGAAUGAAGGCAGAAACCACAUUAUCUUCAAUUUAUAUUCCGGGACAUGGCCAGAUUACACAGAAGAUCUCGGCUUUGACAUCGGCUUUGCCAUGUUGGCCAAGGCCAGCAUAAGUACAGAAAACUUUAGGCCUAAAUUUGAUGUUUCUAUCCCUCUAUUUUCAAAAGACCAUCCCAGGACAGGGGGAGAAAGGGGCUAUUUGAGACAUAAUACAAUCCCCCCUUAUAGGAAGUAUGUGCUUGUUUUUAAGGGGAAGAGAUACCUGACUGGAAUAGGGUCAGACACAAGAAAUGCUUUAUACCAUGUACAUAACUCACAGGAUGUGGUCCUCCUCACCACCUGUAAACACGGCAAGGACUGGCAGAGGCACAAGGAUGCCCGCUGUGAUAAGGACAAUGCUGAGUAUGACAAGUAUGACUACAGAGAGAUGCUGUACAAUUCCACCUUCUGUCUGGUUCCUCGGGGUCGAAGGCUGGGCUCCUUUCGUUUCUUAGAGGCUUUGCAGGCAGCCUGUGUGCCAGUGAUGCUCAGCAACGGCUGGGAGCUUCCCUUCUCCGAAAUCAUCGACUGGAACACAGCAGCUGUCAUUGGGGAUGAGAGGCUGCUGUUACAGAUCCCUUCAACAGUUCGGUCCAUCCACCAGGAUAAAAUUCUGUCUUUGAGGCAGCAGACGCAGCUACUGUGGGAGGCUUACUUCAACUCUGUAGAGAAGAUAGUACUGACCACACUGGAGAUAAUCCAGGACCGGGUGCUGGAGCACACCUCCAGAAGUAGCCUCAUGUGGAAUAGCCUUCCUGGGGGCCUCUUCACUCUGCCUCAGUACUCCACACAUCUGGGAGACUUCCCCUUCUUCUACGCUAAGCUGGGUAUCAAGCCGUACCCGAAGUUUACAGCAAUCAUCCAUGUGGUCACCCCGCUGGUCUCUCUGUCCCAGCCAGUGAUGAAGCUGCUUGUGGCUGUGGCUAAAUCCCAGUACUGUGCUCAGGUGAUCGUUCUUUGGAACUGUGACAAGCCUCUUCCUGCCAAGCACCGCUGGCCCACAAUCUCAGUCCCUUUUAUUGUCAUAGAGGGAGAAAGCAUGGUUAUAAGCAGCCGCUUCCUUCCCUACGAUACCAUCCCCACUGAUGCUGUGCUCAGUCUGGAUGAAGACACGGUGCUUUCCACCACAGAGGUGGACUUCGCCUUCACGGUGUGGCAGAGCUUCCCUGACCGCAUCGUCGGCUACCCGGCCCGCAGCCACUUCUGGGACGGCAGCAAGGAGCGCUGGGGCUACACCUCCAAAUGGACCAAUGACUACUCCAUGGUGCUGACCGGAGCCGCCAUCUAUCACAAAUAUUACCACUACUUGUACACCACCUACCUUCCAGCCAGUCUGCGGACAAUGGUGGACCAGAUGUCCAACUGCGAAGACAUUCUUAUGAAUUUCCUUGUUUCAGCAGUGACUAAGCUACCACCCAUUAAGGUCACACAAAAGAAACAAUACAAGGAAACCAUGAUGGGCCAGAGCUCCAGAGCGUCCCGCUGGGCCGACCCGGACCAUUUCGCUCAGCGUCAGACCUGCAUGAACAAGUUUGCCAACUGGUUUGGCACCAUGCCUCUGGUCCACUCGCAGAUGAGGUUGGACCCGGUCCUGUUCAAAGACCAGGUGUCGAUACUGAGGAAGAAGUACAGGGAAAUCGAGAGGCUAUAGCCGUGCUGAGCCCCCUGUGCUCUGUGGACACGACGGCUGUGGAGCGAGUCGGGGGCUGACCGUACGGCACAGCAGAUGAUGUCAUGUAUGGAUCCGUGGGUGAGAGGUGAAGACACUGGAGCAAACAUGAAGGACCUAUUUUUCUGUCUCCUCGGGUUCUCCUCUCCACUCCUGCUGUCUUGUGGACCGAUGCUGGACAGCAGUGCUCUCUGUGGAUCCAUCCUGACUGCACCUGAACAGUUAAAUCUGCUCACGCCAUCAGAAAUGAUUGCUUUGCUGCAAAAAUGUCCCAACGUCAACAAAACCCACUGGACGGGACACUUCUCUGUCUGUACACUAUGCACAGAUCUGUGAACAUUUUUGCUGACAGGAUAUUAAUAACUACGAAGAUAACACUAUUUUGGAUUGUGUUUAACUAUUUUUUUAUACUGUGUACAAAUGGCCAGCAUGACUCUGUGUCUCUCUAUUGUCUUAAAGAAGGAGGGAUAAAGAAAAUCCCCUCGGAGCCCCAGAGCUGGGUGGUGAUUGUUGAUCUGACAGUGCCUCAGCAUUUAUCAAAAGGUGUUUGGUUCUGAGAUUCUGACAAAUAGAAGACUGGGGGCAGAUUCUGCCCCUCGAUAGCGCUGCUUUUUUUGUCUUUUAUCAUUAUCUGUUUUUUUUCCCAUGUAACUGAUAAUAUGCUGCAUUUCCCAGUUCAGCACAGAGAGAUAAGAAUGUUUCAAUGCAGUCGAACAAACACAAUUGUCUGUGUGCCAUUCU
Cyprinodon variegatus (sheepshead minnow) is the source of this 3893-nucleotide messenger RNA. It is a transcript of the gene ext1, whose product is annotated as exostosin glycosyltransferase 1. NCBI's taxonomy places the organism in Eukaryota, Metazoa, Chordata, Actinopteri, Cyprinodontiformes, Cyprinodontidae. Gene Ontology annotation, cellular component: membrane. Bases 903 to 3134 code for a protein of 743 amino acids. Gene Ontology annotation, molecular function: glycosyltransferase activity. The record is from RefSeq and is a predicted model, not a curated record. The transcript is spliced from 11 exons.